GCUGUCCUAGAGAAACUCUUGCUCAUGUGAACCAGGAAACAUAUAUCAAGAAUGUUUAUAGCAGAGCUGUUUGUAAAAGCAAAAGCCCAGAAACAACUCAUUUUUUUAUUAAGGAGGGAAUGGACAAACUGUUGGUAUAUUCAUAUGAUGGUCUACCACAAAGCAGUGAAUGAAUGUACUGAAGCUCUGUGAAUCAGUUUGGAUGCAUUUCAGUGUCUUAAUUUGUACUCCACUCAAAGCAGAGUGUGAAACAAGUCCUUCCAUGCAAAAGUUUAUUUAGGAGGUGAUCCCAGGAAUCAGAAAUGGUGAGUGAGAAGAAAAGGAAGAAAAAAACGAUAAAAUGUGCAUUAUUGAGCUACUGAUGACUGUUGGCCUCUGUGCUCAUUCCCACUGGGAACUCUCUGAGAAUUGUGUAGAAUACAGUUUAGAACUGUUCCUCUGAAGGUGUGAGGCUAGAGUAUUUUUUUUCCACUGACUCACAUGACCACAGGUUGAUCCCCUAGGACAUUAACUUUCGUGAACUCCUGGGCUCCAUUUAGGCCAAACAGUCUUCCCAGGCUCUGUAGAGAGCCUGAGUCAAACGAGCAACGAGCUGCUGUGGCUUUUGGAGUGGCAUGCUGGCAGCUUGUCUCCAAGUCUCGGUUACCCCGAAACAGAGUGGGGCUGAGGGGACAUGGUUCAGGCCACCACAGGUGUUUGUUAGACUCAGAAAGUAAUGUUGAGUGAAAAAAAGGAAGUCAAGGAGAAUUAUGUACAAUGUACUCCAUCUUUAUAAGGUUCAAAAAUACACAAAAAUACAUAAUGCAUUGUUAAGUAUACAAUUAUAGAUGUUAUAAGUAUACAAUUAUGUAUAUAAUGAAAGCCGUCAAGGCAAGCAAGAAAGGGUUUACCACAUGUUGGGAGACAGUAGGCAAGUUUGCUUGUCAGAAAGCACAGGUCAGGGUGCAGCUGGAGAUAAAGGUAGUGAGUUAAAGUGGAUGUCUAAUUGGUGGGUGUCUUUGAAACCAAUCUUCAACUUUACUCAGAUUUGGAAAGUAAAUGAGAGCAAGUUUUUCAGAACGAGUGUUUUAGGAUCAAAACAUUUAAAAAGGAAAUAGCUAUGUGGUUAGCUUGGGAGGGAAAAGAAGCAAGGAGCAAAGAUCCCUCACAUUGGUGGCACUCAGAGUUUCUCUCACUUUUAGGGAGGCUCCUCUUUGCUCUGUUCCUUUAUCAGAGGCAGACAGGCAGGGCGUAGCUCGUUAGUGUAUGGGGACAGCUAGAAGGGAGUCUGUGAGACAGACUGAAGGAGCCCCUGGCUGUGGGCUAAGGAAGUUAGAAUAAAAGAUGAACUUUUCUCAGACCCUUCUUCAGAGCCCUCCCUGAUCCUUCUGCCUGAUCUCCCUGUAUGGAUAGAGGGAGUGUUCCCAGCUUGGAGACUCCAGCUCUGCCGGUGAGAGACAAAAGGCCCCUGAUUCCAAAGGCGUUCGGAUGGAGAUGGCAAGUUCCUCUGGCUCCCGAUUCUCCAGCUGCUUCAUCACACUCGUCUGCCUCCAGCUGCCUGUGAAUUUGUCAGGGGACGCCGGCAGGUUCUACCUGGCUCCGCUAGGGGGCAUAGCCAAGCUGCUCUGCCCUCUCCCGCUCUCGUCUGUCACGGUGCUCCCGGAGGUGCGGUGGCUGCGGUCCUCGCCCUGGGGACGCUCGCAGGCAGUUCACGUGUUCCGGGAUGGGAAAAACCGCGAGGAAGAUGUGAUGCCAGAAUAUAAGGGGAGGACGGCGCUGGUGAGAGACGACCGAGAGGGAAGUGUCACACUGGAGAUCCGCGACGUCCAGCUGGAGGACCAAGGGCCAUACCGAUGUCAGGUCCAGAUUGGAAACCUCAGUCGAGAGGGCACCGUGAUCCUACAGAUUGCAACCCCAUCUCCAGGAAGGAUCUCCUCCUCAGCAUUGGCUCUUGCUGUGAUCCUGCCUGUCCUGGGGCUUCUCAUUGUCCUGGGCAUUUGCCUCAUCUGGAAGCAAAGAAGAUCAAAAGAGAGGCUUCUCUAUGAACAGGUGAUGGAGGUAGAAAAUCUUCUCGCAGAUCAUGCGAAAGAAAAAGGAAGGCUCCAUAAUGCCCUCAAGAAACUCCGGAGUGAACUGAAGUUGAAAAGAGCUGCAGCCAACUCAGGCUGGAGAAGGGCCCGGCUGCACUUUGUGACAGUGACCUUGGACCCCGACACAGCACAUCCUAAACUCAUCUUGUCUGAGGACUGCAGAUGUGUGAAGCUUGGAGACAGAAGGCAGCCUGUGCUGGACAACCCCCAGAGAUUUGAUUUCGUUGUCAGCGUCCUGGGCUCCGAGUGCUUCAUGGCUGGUUGUCACUACUGGGAGGUGUAUGUGGGAGACAAGACCAAAUGGAUCCUGGGGGUGUGUAGUGAGUCAGUGAGCAGGAAGGGGAAGGUCACCGCCUCGCCUGCCAACGGACACUGGCUUGUGCGACGGAGUCGUGGGAACGAAUAUGAAGCUCUCACAUCCCCACAGACCUCAUUCCGCUUGAAAGAGCCCCCGUGCUGUGUGGGGAUUUUCCUGGACUAUGAAGCAGGAGUCAUCUCCUUCUACAAUGUGACUGACAAAUCCCACAUCUUUACUUUCACUCACACGUUCUCGGGCCCCCUUCGUCCUUUCUUUGAACCUUGCCUUCAUGAUGGAGGGAAAAACAUGGCACCUUUAAUCAUCUGUUCAGAACUCCAGAAAGCAGAGAAAUCAACUGUCCCCAAGCCAAAAGAAAAAGGCCAUGCUAAUGGAGAUGUGGCCCUGAAGGUGGACUCUUCCUUACUGCCCCCUCAGGCACUGAAUGUGUCCUGGCCUCCUGACCUUGGCCCGGCCCUCCAGGGGCUCAAAGUUCCUUAUUUUUAGGGAGAUUCCUUAUUACCUGCUCCCUUGACCAACCAGCCCAGUGCUCUGGAUUUUAGUCUCCUGGUCCAACACUGGAUUCUGGAACAUUUUAUCACCUUUCCCUGAAUCCAGAACCUUUUGUGGUUUCUAUUUGUACCACCUUUCUCCCAGGGCUCAGUUCUAAAUCUUAUCUCCUCCUGGUCACUUGCCACUUGCCCUGGAAGAAGUCUUGAAAACCAAAUGAAUAGUCAGAUUAGGUUUACGUGGUAAUGUUGAAUGUGUGUCACUGAAAUCCAGGGGUUCUCUAUUCAAGGGGUUAUGUAGAAGGACUUCAUCCCACCUCAUCCUGCACUUAGGCCUUUAGUCAUGAAGUUAUGGGGCCCAGUCCCUGAAUCCUUACUUAUAUCAUCAAGAAUUGCUUUUCUCCUUUUCUCAGUUCAGGCCUCUAGCUCCUAAAGCCAUCUUUUUUCAAAUGAACAUAUUUUGGAUCACGCUCUCUUCCUUCUUCCUUCUGGAAUAUAGUAUGGGGGCAGGGCAGAGGGGUAAAACAUACCAUCUUUUAUUUCCUUGAUGCUGUGCUAAUGUACAUGUUUUCAAAGCUAAUUUACCUAUUGAUAAUAACCAGAAACAGAACUUUAAAUGUGGUAGCCGCAACCUUGAAAAGCCUCAGGAGUACAAUCAGGGAGCUGGGAAGCACAGCUUCAAACACAGCAGCUCAGCUGUGUGUGGCCUUGAAAAGACAGCUACGGAUGAGUCAGUUUGUUGCACUGGCCCUUUUGAAUCCUCCCUAGGAUUCGGAGAGGCCCAGCUUAAAAAAAAGUGGCAGUUUUAACCAGCAAUGUAGGCACUUUUUUUUCUUCCAUAACACAUUACGCUGAAAGACUUGACUAUUUGUGUAGCAAACGGACUCUUUGUGUAGCAAACAGGUCAGAGAAUAUUGAUUUCAAAUAGAAAGUUGAUAGACCAGGUGUGAAAAUAAAUAAUGAAACUGAUUUUUUGGUGUGGAUUGCAGAGAGAAACCUAGUCACUUUCAAGUCACACCACAUAUGUGAUCUGGCUUCUUUUUGAAGAUAUUGGCUAUCAGUUUGCAGAUAGGUACUUGGUUCUACCCAACAGAAACUGGAUCUUUUUGUCUGUCAGUUCUUUCUAUUACUUUGUUAGUGCCUGUAUUAGUCAGGAUUCUCCAGAGAAACAGAGAAAAACUAUAUAUCCUGGUUCUCAAGAGGUUAUAAGGAAUUCGGUCCUAUGAUUAGGGAGGCUGGCAGGUCCCAAGAUCUGCAGGGUUAGUCCCCAGGGGAGCCCAUAGUUUAGUUGCUGUCUGAGUGUGGAGGCCCAAGACACAGAGUGCCUAUGGUGUGAUUCCAGUUUGAAAUCUGACAGGCUUGAGACCCAGGAAGAACCAAUAUUUCAGUUUUAGUCUGAAAGAAAGAAAAAAGUCUGAAGAGUGUCAAGUAGGAAGAAUUUUCUCUUCCUAGGGGGAGGGUCAAGCCUUCAACUGAUUGGAUAAGGCCCACCAAUGUUAAGGAGGGCAAUCUUUACUCAAGCUAACGAUUUAAAUGUUAAUUGCAUCCAAAAAUACCCGCACAGAAACACCCAGAAUAAUAUUUGACCAAAUAUCUGGCCCCCCUGUAGCCUAGCCAAGUUGACACGAAAAAAAUCA
Messenger RNA from Pteropus alecto (black flying fox), 4510 nucleotides. RefSeq names its product erythroblast membrane associated protein (Scianna blood group) (gene ERMAP). Gene Ontology annotation, molecular function: protein binding. Bases 1468 to 2871 code for a protein of 467 amino acids. The transcript has 11 exons. The record is from RefSeq and is a predicted model, not a curated record. NCBI's taxonomy places the organism in Eukaryota, Metazoa, Chordata, Mammalia, Chiroptera, Pteropodidae.